Messenger RNA from Pseudovirgaria hyperparasitica, 1149 nucleotides. RefSeq lists its product as uncharacterized. The record is from RefSeq and is a predicted model, not a curated record. Bases 1 to 1149 code for a protein of 382 amino acids. The transcript is spliced from 2 exons. Lineage: Eukaryota; Fungi; Ascomycota; Dothideomycetes; Acrospermales; Acrospermaceae.
AUGUCGUCCAACCCAGGAAAUGGUACAGCUCCAACGAGUGCGCCCGAAUCAGACGCGAGCCCUUCAGAUACACCUUCGAAUCCACCGACGAGCGAUCCUCCGUCCAGCAAUCCACCACCAUCCUCAUCACCGCCGCAACCGCCUCCAUCGAGUGUCCGGUCAACACCUACUCCUUCGUCACCUCCACCAAAUUCCACUCCACCACCAGUUGCAACGUCGACUGUAAUUUCCAACAUACCGCCAACCACUGUCCUGUCAACCAUUAUAAUCUCACCGUCGCGAUCUGAUCAACCACCCUCGACCGUGGUAUAUACUUCGAUUGAAUCCCAAAUACCAAACACAAGUGCUGAUCCGUCCGUGACUGAUGUCCCUCAGUCCACCACAACAGGACCAGGUGCUCUGGCUACGGGUGGUAGCAACGGCGGUGAUGGGGGACUAUCGCAACCGGCAACAACCGCCAUUGCCGUAGUAGUUCCCGUCGUUGCUGUUGCGCUCCUUGCCGUUGCUGGUCUCUUCUUGUGGAGGAGGAGAAAACAAAAGAAGAGUGCGGAAGAGGACAGGCGCAAGGAGAUGGAAGAAUAUGGCUUCAAUCCGAAUAACGACCCAACGUUGCCUGCAGUGGGCGCUGCGACAGUGAUGACCGAGGAUUCCUCUGGCUACCGCGGCUGGGGAAAUGCCACCACUGCAUCCAAGGGCAAAACUUCGACUGCACCAUUCUCUGAUAGCGGUGCUAGCGCCGGAGCUGGUGGAUAUAUUGGCGGUCACAGCCCAGGCUCACCUCCACAGUCGGACGGACAUUCGGCAGACCCUCUCGUGGGCGGCCACCACGAUACCAUGGACUCAGAGACUGUCGCUGCGCUAGGUGGAGCGCCUGUUGCCGGAGCCGGAGUCGGUCGUGGUGUUCAACGUGGUCCGUCAAAUGCUUCCUCUUCUUACGAUGGCCGAUCAGAGGGUUCUGGUGAAGGCAAUGGAAACUCAUACGAAAAUUACACAAACUAUGACCAGUACCAAGGCAAUGGUUAUGACAAUGCCUACGGUGCGGGUCCCCAGCCUAUCAUUCGUGACGUAUCUGCUCGGAGGAACACAAGGAUUGAGAACCCCAGCGUUGUACCACAGCAAGGCAACUCAGGCAUUGCGCAGAACUUUUAA